CGACAAUGCCCCGUCCCGGCUCUCGGGUUCUGGCGGCCCUGGCGGCCCAGCUGGAAUCGCCGAAUCAACUGUGCGGGCUCAGAGUUUUCCCACCCUGGCAGUCACAUGGAUUCCCGGCGACAAAACUGCCUUCCACAGAUGUACCCCACUCUCUGUGACCCCCUCCAGUCCCCCGGCCCUGUGCUCACCCCUUCCCAAACCAACUUUCUAUCUUCUGUCUCUCUCCCUCCCUCUCCCGCCUCUCUCUCCCUCUCACCCACACACACUCCCCCCCCAACCAAUACUUGCUCUCCAGCUUCUGUUGUGCAUCUCAGACUCGCCAAAGACGGGACCAGAGCUCGAGACGGCUAAUUGACCAACCACCACAGCCCGCCUCCCUCUCUACCUUGACAACCCGCCUCAAACCGCCACAAUGUCUGCCCCUGCUCAGAAGUUCAAGGUCGCCGACAUCUCCCUCGCUGCCUUCGGCCGCCGGGAGAUCGAGCUGGCCGAGAACGAGAUGCCUGGCCUGAUGGCCACCCGCCAGAAGUACGCCCAGGACCAGCCCCUCGCCGGCGCCCGCAUUGCCGGCUGCCUGCACAUGACCAUCCAGACUGCCGUCCUGAUCGAGACCCUGACCGCCCUCGGCGCCGAGGUCACCUGGACCUCGUGCAACAUCUUCUCCACCCAGGACCACGCCGCCGCCGCCAUCGCCGCCGCCGGCGUGCCCGUCUUUGCCUGGAAGGGCGAGUCCGAGGAGGAGUACAACUGGUGCCUCGAGCAGCAGCUCGGUGCCUUCAAGGACGGCAAGAAGCUCAACCUCAUCCUCGACGACGGUGGUGACCUGACUCACCUCGUCCACGACAAGUACCCCGACAUGCUCAAGGACUGCUACGGUGUCUCCGAGGAGACCACCACCGGCGUCCACCACCUGUACAAGAUGCUCAAGAACGGCGAGCUCCUCGUCCCUGCCAUCAACGUCAACGACUCGGUCACAAAGUCAAAGUUCGACAACCUCUACGGCUGCCGCGAGUCUCUGAUCGACGGCAUCAAGCGCGCCACCGAUGUCAUGAUUGCCGGCAAGAUCGCCGUCGUCGCUGGUUUUGGUGAUGUCGGCAAGGGCUGCGCCCAGGCCCUGCACGGCAUGGGUGCCCGUGUCAUCGUCACCGAGAUCGACCCCAUCAACGCCCUGCAGGCCGCCAUGGCCGGCUACCAGGUCGCCCCCAUGGACAAGGUCGCCAGCAUCGGCCAGAUCUUUGUCACCACCACCGGCUGCCGUGACAUCCUCGUCGGCAAGCACUUCGAGGCCAUGCCCAAUGACGCCAUCGUCUGCAACAUUGGCCACUUUGACAUCGAGAUCGAUGUUGCCUGGCUCAAGGCCAACGCCAAGAGCGUCCAGAACAUCAAGCCUCAGGUCGACCGCUACCUGAUGUCCUCGGGCCGCCACAUCAUCCUUCUCGCCGAGGGCCGUCUCGUCAACCUGGGAUGCGCCACCGGCCACUCCUCCUUCGUCAUGUCCUGCUCCUUCACCAACCAGGUCCUUGCCCAGAUCAUGCUCUACAAGAACGAGGACAAGGCUUUCGGCGAGAAGUACGUCGAGUUCGCCAAGUCUGGCAAGCUCGAGAAGAAGGUUUACGUCCUCCCCAAGGUCUUGGACGAGGAGGUUGCCCGCCUGCACCUUUCCCACUGCAACGUCGAGCUCACCGAGCUCACCCCUGCGCAGUCUGAGUACCUCAGCCUGCCAUCCGAGGGUCCUUACAAGAGCGACCACUACCGCUACUAAGCGUCUUCCUGACGCUAUAUUUGUACAUUGACGUGAGCUGACGGACAUUCCAACACCGUCGAUCUUGCCCUAGUAUCUGGGGACUUGGGAGUGCGAUCUUGCGCUAGAGGUCGGAAGACACGAAAAGUAAUGUUUUCAACAGCAUCGGGGUCAUGGCAAUGACCUUUUCUUUUGAACGGGAGCAGCAUUCUUGUUUGCUUUGGUCGGCAGGACAACAUCAAAACGGACAUUCACAUGGGGGAGAGGGGCCGGAGGCGGCUGGCUUUUUCAACAAAAACGGCGUUGGGAUAAAUUAUACCUUUGUUGCAUUGACAUUCCUCCGCCCUGGCUGGAAGGGCGUUUUGAAUACUGCGUGGGUGGCUCAUGCCCCCAUCGACACCUGGCCCGGCCUGCGGGCGACUGGGCCAGUAGUUGGGCUCUUCAACGUAGCCGGGAGAUGGUAGACACGAGACGAAUAAAGACUGGAGGACUC
Diaporthe batatas is the source of this 2234-nucleotide messenger RNA. RefSeq names its product adenosylhomocysteinase. The transcript has 2 exons. The coding region runs from base 413 to 1762 and encodes 449 amino acids. NCBI's taxonomy places the organism in Eukaryota, Fungi, Ascomycota, Sordariomycetes, Diaporthales, Diaporthaceae. Gene Ontology annotation, biological process: L-methionine cycle. Gene Ontology annotation, molecular function: adenosylhomocysteinase activity. The record is from RefSeq and is a predicted model, not a curated record. Gene Ontology annotation, cellular component: cytosol.